AUGGCUCCCACCCAGAACCACGAAGACCUGAAGCACCGCACCCAGGAAUCCGCCCGCGGCGUCUACGCCUUCAGCCAGCGCCAGCUCGACCGCGCCGUCAGCCCCUCCACCCGCCAACAAGCCUACACCAGCGCCGCCGACUUUGCCCACGAGCGACCCCUCCUCUUCGCCUUUCUCGCCGCACAACUCAUCUUCUCCUUCCUGCCGCUCGUCAUCUUCGCGACCUUUGCCCUCUCGACUGGUCGGCUUCGCCCUCGGCGCCGCCCUCCUCUUCGCCCUCUUCUGGAUUCGGGCGUCGCGCUGCUGGUACUCGUGCCGACGCUGUUCCUGACGAGCGCCGUCGGGCUCCUUGUUUGGAUCUGGGCCGCUGGGAGCUUCGUUGUCGCGCGGAAGCUCUGGCAGGUUGCGCCGGCGAGUGUCAAGGGCGGGCAGCAUGGGUCGACCAAUGGUGAGCGGACUGGCGUUGUGCUGAAGGAGGAACCUCGUGAUUGA
Verticillium alfalfae VaMs.102 is the source of this 492-nucleotide messenger RNA. RefSeq lists its product with no specific name. The transcript has 2 exons. The record is from RefSeq and is a predicted model, not a curated record. Lineage: Eukaryota; Fungi; Ascomycota; Sordariomycetes; Glomerellales; Plectosphaerellaceae. The coding region runs from base 1 to 492 and encodes 163 amino acids.